Messenger RNA from Carlito syrichta (Philippine tarsier), 810 nucleotides. RefSeq names its product leucine-rich repeat-containing protein 37A3-like. The record is from RefSeq and is a predicted model, not a curated record. NCBI's taxonomy places the organism in Eukaryota, Metazoa, Chordata, Mammalia, Primates, Tarsiidae. The transcript has 4 exons. The coding region runs from base 1 to 810 and encodes 269 amino acids.
AUGCCAACCCAGGGAACUCUGACAACGCGGACCCUCUGCUUCCUCCCAGAUGUUGGACCCACCUCAGGCAUGGAUUGGAACUUCAGGUCCGUGCCCUCGGAGCCAGAUCAGGUUGCUAUUCCGCUUCAGGACUUGGGUCUGGAUCGGGCUGCAGACCACCAGGCCCUGGGAAUAAAGAAGAAGCCCUUCUUGGACAGCCAGGAGUUCAAAAGCAACAAAGUUUAUCGUUUCCCGGAAGAACCUGAGGAAAGAGGCUUGCCAAGGUGGUGGUUAGAACACCACACCAAUUUGCAUCUAAACCUCAAGCACAUAAUUUGCAGGACGAUUAGAGAAGGGCCCAGCUCAGCCUCCAGAGUUCCGCUGGUGCCUCAGGAGUCAAAUGUGCUGCUUCCAAACGGAAAUGAAGCUCAGCAUUUGAACUUGCCCGAUGUCACCGUGAAGCCUGCAGAUGUGAAGCUGACGACUACCAAGGAGGCUGAACCUUCCCCACCAUGGCAAGAGGCCUCAGCUGAGGUUCCUGUGGGGGCUGGGCCUUCCUCCAGUGAGCAAGAGCUGCCGGCUCAGCCUCCUGAGUCUCCUGGGGAGGUUGAACAUUCUGUGAGCCAGCAGGAGGCCCCAGCUCAGCCUCCAGAGGCCUCGAUGGAAAGAGUGACUGAAGCUUCUCCCAAUCAGGAGGUGACAGUGCCACUUUCAGGUGAGGAUGAAGCUCAUGUCUACAACACGCCCAACGUCACUGUUAAACCUGUGGAUGUGGCAAUCACCAUAACUUCCGAGACUACCAAGGAGGCUGAACCUUCUCCAGCUCAGUAA